Daphnia carinata is the source of this 5598-nucleotide messenger RNA. RefSeq names its product synaptotagmin-4-like. Gene Ontology annotation, biological process: regulation of dopamine secretion; calcium-ion regulated exocytosis; cellular response to calcium ion. The record is from RefSeq and is a predicted model, not a curated record. Lineage: Eukaryota; Metazoa; Arthropoda; Branchiopoda; Diplostraca; Daphniidae. Bases 640 to 2922 code for a protein of 760 amino acids. Gene Ontology annotation, molecular function: phosphatidylserine binding; calcium ion binding; clathrin binding. The transcript is spliced from 12 exons.
GUUGCAGGGAAAACUUCGUCAGAAUUAUCCAGUUGCUCGUCGUCAUCGUCGUCGGUAGCCAUUUGAGAAAAGUAGAGUUCUCCGAAGCCGUAUUUAGUGAAGUAAUGAACAAAGGCGAACUACAGGCAGGCAAACGAGAAAGUGAAGCGGAGACGUUGACGACGCCGCUACGGGUACCAUGUGUUGAACGCCGGGCUACCAAUCCCCUUUCUUUCUUUCUCACCAGUAGCCGUGAGUAUGAUGAUGAGCCUCCGCGGAGCUCCUCGCAGUAUCGCCUCAUCUGUGGCCACAGCAACAUCAUCAUCACCGUUCGUCCUUUAAUCGAAAUAACUGGAGGCGGGUUGCAGCUGUUUGAUUUGUUAUCGACGUGGGAGGAAAUAGCUCAUCAAUCUAGAGACAAAGAAGGAGCGCAAAAAGUAUUAGAACUUGCUGCAUUGCUCGUCGAUGAGUGGCGAGUUUCUCUCCAAUGAAUGACCGUUGUGUUGUUGCCCGAGAGACGGUGAAGGUUUCUCCCGCUAAGAGAACGAGAACUUCAACGACGAAAGUUGUCCAGGCGAGCAGCUAAAUCCCAUCAUUUAUUUCGGGCAGUUGAAAAUCUGAGCGGUUUGAAUAAUUUGCAACGAGACAAGCUGCGCCGUCAUGCCCACAGCGGCGGUUUUGGGUGCGGCCGUGGGCGUAGGAGGAGCUUUAUUCCUGACGCUCACUUUGUUGAUCUACCGUUACCAUGCCGCGCAGAAAAAAGAAGCAGCCGAUAACCAUUAUCCGUAUCAUCAUGGCGGCAAGGGUGUCGGCUAUAGCAGUCUAAGCAACAGUUGGUCAACACGGGACAGCUGGGCGCCACCGGCCUCUUCGACGCCAUCCUACAAGGCGACCAGCUGUUUAUUGGAAGAGGAUCAUGGCGCCUAUAAUGGUAGACGUCGUCCGCUCCCCAAACUCUAUCUUCCCCUUACCACUCACCAUCAGGGUUUCGAGACGGCGAAUCAUCCGAUUCAACCUCCGGCUCCUUCGCUGCCUCCAUUUCAACAGUGGUCUCCUAACGAGUCGCCAUUUUCCAUACCGACAACUAUGUCGAGUUCGAGCGGUGGUGGGACUCGUAACAGCAACGUGGUUCCAACAUCGACGGCCAACAGCAGUAAGAGAUCAUCUCCGUUGAACUAUUUCAGCCUAGACAUUCCGGCAAGUUUAUUGGGUUCGACGGGCACGACAAGCAAUACGUCGCUUCCGCAUCAAUCUUGUUCGUUGCCCUUUGUCGCCCGGCUAGUGCGCACUCCUUCAACCUCUUCUUCGACGUCCGGCUACGGUGCAGGAGAUUCACCUCAUCACGAUUUCCAACAGGGCCGUUCUGAGAGUUUGCAAAGUCAACGUUCUCCGUCUCCAUCAUGUCGUCACCGUUUGGCUUCGAAUCCGACACCUUUGUUUGGAGGAGGAUCGGCAGGAUCAUCCGGGGGGCACAUCCAUGUGAGCAGUAACAAUUUGAAUUUGACACCGUAUCCAAGUCCGUUGGUGAGUCCGACGCCUUCGUUUUCAUCGCUUCUUAAUUCUUUGGCGUCCGUCACUUCAUCGGCGUGCAAUUCACCCGUUCCGGCCACUACAACGACGCCGGCCUCGCCAUUGGUCAGACGCAACCGAUCGCCAAUGCUCUGCUCUUUGAACAAGAUGAAUUCGGUUCAAUCAUCGUCGUCGACUACGUCCAACCAGAGCCAAGGAUCAACGACGUCGUUGUGCUGCCUAGCAAUGACGUCAACUUCGACUCCGUUCGGAGCACUUCAGCCGGAACUCUACAAACGCGAAACGUCCAUUCAUGUCGGAUUGCCGGCCGAUGAUCAAGAUCAUUCGGAUCAUUCAACCAACGAAUCGUCUUUAUCAGACCAUAUUCAAUCGAAUCAUCAACAGUUAAACAGCAGUGCGGGACCCGUUUCGAUUACGGCUGCAUCGGCGGCAGCUCCUCAGAAAGCCAGUGGAGCGGCAAGCGUCCGUAGUAACAGCAACAUUCCUCUCGGACGGAUCCAUUUCCGCCUGUCUUACGAUUUCGACAAAUCGGAUUUACUCGUCCAUCUCAUCGAAGCUUGUGACUUAUCGCUGACGAUGGCCAGUUUUACGGAUGGAAGCGGAUCGACUUCGUCGUCCGGCGGUAGUUGCAGCAGCACCAGUGGCAUGGCCGCCGGAUCGAGCAGCAAUCCACGAGAAGCGCAUGUCCGCCUCCUUUUGCAACCAGAAGUGGAUCAACGGCGUAGACAAUCUGCACGUUGCCUGCGAAUGGGAACCGACACGCAGUGCUUCUUCGAUGAACGCUUCAAAUUUCCCGUGUCACACGAUCACCUUGCCGAUAAGACGCUCCGAUUCCAGAUAUGCGAGUACGAUCGAUUUUCAAGACCGUGUGUCGUCGGAGACUUGCAUUUCUCGCUGGCAGAUCGCGAAAAUGUAUUUGGGAGCAACAACACUGGGCCGGGGGUCGACAUUUGGGCGGAUGUAAUGCGUAACACGUUGCCGGACGAGAGCCGACCGCAGCUACUCAUCUCGCUCAGUUAUCUGCCGUCGGCCGAACGACUCACCGUCGUCGUGCUCAAAGCCAAGAACUUGGUCGUGCCGGCCAGCAAAGAAAACAUCGAUCCACUGGUGAAGCUCUACCUGAUGGUGAACGGUAAACGGCUGAAGAAGAAGAAGACUGAAUGUCGCAAAGGCACUUGCCAUCCAGUCUGGAACCAAGCGCUGACAUUUACUCUACCUUCGACCAAAUUGCACAGUUGCACACUUGAGAUAUCGGUGGUGGACCACGGCAGCGAACGGGGUGGCAAAAGCGCCCAAUUGGGCUGCUUGGCCCUCGGUCCCGAUCAGAAUCCGACAUCACCUGAACGCCAACAUUGGCAGGAUAUGGCCCACAAUGUCAGAAAAUCCAUCGCCAUGUGGCAUUUUCUGCAUUGAAACACAAAAUUAAACCCGCCAAAAGAAACAUCACACAAUUACACAACACCUUCACACAAAACGAAAGAUAUAAAUUCCAUUUAAUUUAUUUUCAGAUUUUUUUUUUUUAUAGAGGAACUCUUUUGCAUUCAAUUACGUGUUUCAUUUUCACAUUUAGAAAACAAUUCACGUUUACGUACAAAUAUUAUAUUCUAAUUUCGAUGUCUGUCGUGUCGUGCAUGCCGUGCACUUCCAUCAACUUGGAUGUCCGUUGACCUUAAAAUUCAAUGUCAAUCCAUCUCCUAUCUCAACUAUUUAUUCAAGUAAAGCUUUUUCACUACAUGCUAUAUAAAAAAUUUAACAAAAAUUCUUUAUAUAGACGUGAUUUUUUGGGGUUUUUUAGUCAAUAUGCGUUAUUGAGUUUACUCUAUGUCAUUCCGUUGUUUGGUACAUGUCAUACAAACACACACAAAAAGCUUACAAGAAAAAAACCUUGGAAAUUUUGAUUUGAUACGAAAUCACAUGCCAUUUUUUCCCCUUUCUGUUUAUCAUGGAACAAAAUAUAUAUGUCUGAAAUUAUCAUCUUAUCAGGAAAAACGGAAGCGACGUUUCUGGUUUGUUAAAUUCUGUUUUCCGUUUCACAUGUUUGGUGGGUAUUGCCUGCGGAAACCGCUGCCUUUCGAAGAGAUUACAAGAAAAUAGCAAGUACAGAAUCAAGUUCAACGUAUUCCCUGGAAGCCAAAAACUCGUGCAGACGUAUUCGAUCGAUUGGUUAACAACAAGAUGACAUCUCAGACCGCGCUUCUGUUAUAUGGCUUGCUCUGCUGGACGACCCUGGUCUUCUGCAGCGAGGAUUGCAAUCAAUCACUGGGAUUUCCUGUUGAAUACGGAUGCAAGUGCUCCGUUUCAAACAAGACGGGGCUCCAGCUCAAAGAUUGUAUUAAGGAAGAUCUGAGACUGGACGUAUCCAAACUAUAUCAAUUGACACCUCUCAAGAACAUGAUAUCAAUCAGUAAUUGUACUGGACUAAUCUUGUGCAACGACGAAGAGGAUAUUGUCUUGAAUGAUUUACGAGAAGUUAGCUUGGUUGUGAGUAAUGUUAAGAGCCUAACAGUCAACGAAAGCACAUUUGAUCGAAUAGUCAUCAACAUCGUCUUCCACAACAUUCCAAAUUUGAGUCUUGCUGGCAGAAGCUUCUCGAGUUGUUGGGGCACGGCUUGGAUGUUGAACAGCCCCGUACCAGCAUCAGUACAACAGGCUUUCAGCAGCGGUGAUAUUACCGUCUAUAAAGAUACGGAUUCUUUAUUCACAAUUCAUGCCGGACCGAAAAUGACUCCACGUCAAAGGGUCAGACUAGUUUACCAACUCGCCGGUGAAGUGAAUGAACUGAAAACUACGAUUUAUGCCGUAUUGGCACUACUCGGAGCUAUCGUUCUAACACUGGUCGGUUUGACUAUUGUUGUGGCCAGAAUGGCAAACCCAACAACAAGUGUUGUUCCAUUACCUGAUGUUGUUCCCGCUCCUCUGAGUGUACCCUGCCGGACAAGAACUAAGAAUCCUGUCACUAAAGUGUCAAGGAUUUCAAGAACAUUUCUAGGCAAAGGAAACACUGGAAGGAAGGCCUCUCCGAACACAGGAAAGUACCAUAUGAAAAAUCCGCGGCCUCCGAUUCCACCACCGGUUUAUCCCUUUGAAUCCUGUUGAACGUCACGCUCACUCACCUCUAUUCACGACAGCCAUCUAGCGGCCGGAAUUCCUCUUUCUCCCGUCAAACGAUCCCGAAAUAUGUUUUCUGCCAUUCAGGUAACUCCAGAAAUGCGAAAGCUUCCAAUCAUUUUAUUUUAAAAACUACUUAAAUUUUUUUUUUUUUUUUAUGUAUCCAAUUACUAGCACUUGUUUGAGGCCCUCUACGUGUUCUAAUUUUUCUAUAGGUUAUAUGUUAACGAGAGGCAAUUGCUAACGAUUUAUGGCUCUUCUGGGCUUAUUACUUUUACAUUCAUUCUUGGUUUUGAACUCGUCCGUCAGUCCCAUUCUAUCCCUAGACGUAAUUUGAACUGGGUUACUGUCGUUCAGUUGUCAACGUCCGGAUGUCUUUAAAAUGUAAUAGGAAAGGUAUUUUUCAUUUCAUAUUCUUAGGGGUUCCCCAUUAACAUUAAGGUCACGCUAUGAUUUCACUACCCCCUUUGAUGUCUUUUGAGCUUUACACCUGCACCACAGCUGGUGGUAUCUUAUGGGACUAUGGCCGUGUUUCCCAUAAGGAAGGUGAUUUAUCGUCCAGAUGGGGCUAUAAUAAACUCUCACCUUGUUAUAGUUCAUCAUUGGGUCACAUCUUUUUCUACAUAGCUCGUUCACACGAAGCUGUUUGCACACCAAUUCCCGACUGUGUCAGACAGAAGCCCUUGUAUACAAAUACCAAUAUUAAUAUCCAUCGUGUGUCUAGUUGGAAAACGUGAUUCCAACUCCGGGAACACGGCUCAUAUUUGGGUGUAACAACAACUUUUUCCUCCAGUUAGUUUCACCCCUGACACAAAGGCUAUUCAAUUUCUGUUUUUCUUUCUUUUCAUUCUUUUAAAUGCAUCUGUAUAUAUUAUCGCGUGAGCCCGUUUUUCUUUUCUGUUUUUCACCCUCUGGGUUUCAUGCCUACAGCGGGACUGUUCCCUUUUUGCGUUUUCAAUAAACUUUUUGAUUCGUUCUGCU